This is a messenger RNA of Prunus avium (sweet cherry), 929 nucleotides long. RefSeq lists its product as uncharacterized. Lineage: Eukaryota; Viridiplantae; Streptophyta; Magnoliopsida; Rosales; Rosaceae. The record is from RefSeq and is a predicted model, not a curated record.
AUUUGAGCGUGCGAUAGGAGAGAGUGAAGAGCCGAGGAAAAGAAGUUUGGCACCCGCACACUUAUAAAUACCCACCACCAUGCACCCAACUGUCUCACACCAUCAAAACCUCUUCUCAUAUUAAUCUUGCUCUCCGUCGUCCCAUUUCCGAUAUAAUACCCAAAAUACCCCGCCAUGUCUGAAGAGAGGCACCACCACGGCCACUUCCACCACCACAAGGAUGAAGACAGACCCAUUGAAACCUCAGACUACCCUCAGUCUGGUGGUUACUCUGAUGAAGGACGUACCGGCAGCGGCUACGGUGGUGGUGGCUACGGUGACAACACUGCUUAUUCUGGUGAAGGACGUCCCGGCAGCGGCUACGGUGGUGGUGGUGGCGGCUAUGGAGAGAGCGCUGAUUACUCCGAUGAUGGACCCCGCGGCGGCCGCUACAGCGAGACUGCUGCAUAUGGCACCACUGCCACCCAUGAAUCUGAAAUUGACUACAAGAAGGAGGAGAAGCACCACAAGCAUCUUGAGUACCUAGGCGAGGCCGGGGUUGCUGCUGCUGGUGUUUUUGCCCUGCAUGAGAAGCACGAGUCAAAGAAAGACCCAGAGCAUGCUCACAGGCACAAGAUAGAGGAGGAGAUUGCUGCAGCAGCUGCAGUUGGGUCUGGUGGGUUUGCCUUCCAUGAGCAUCAUGAGAAGAAAGAGACAAAGGAAGAAGAGGAAGAGUCUCAUGGAAAGAAGCACCACCAUCUCUUCUAAAUCUACAAAUAAAUACUAUAUUUUAUAUUUAUAUAUUGUGAUUUUACUUAUCUGUUAUGAGUGAGGUUUGAUCUCAACAAUGUUAUAAUUGUUGAGUGCUUAUGUGUGCUUGUUAUAUGAGUGCUAUGUAUCUAUCUAUUUCUCAUUGUUGAUAAUAAAUAAUAUCGUUUACUUGGUGUUAA